This is a messenger RNA of Diversispora eburnea, 834 nucleotides long. The record is from the annotation of a GenBank genome assembly. NCBI's taxonomy places the organism in Eukaryota, Fungi, Glomeromycota, Glomeromycetes, Diversisporales, Diversisporaceae.
AUGCCAAAGUUGUUUGCAUUUCAUAGUGUGCACGCAUGUGGAUGGGAACAAUAUGUGUAUACGGGAAAAAUACCAUUGGAACAACAAGAUGGAACGGAUCUUCUUAAUCUAUUAAUGGCAGCCGAUGAAUUAAUUCUCCAUGAUCUAUUUGGAUAUAUUCAACAACAUUUAAUCACAUAUAAAACGCAGUGGAUGCAUGAAAAUUUUAGUUUGGUGCGUCGAACAGUAUUUCAAAAUGAUCGAUUAAAGAGAUUACAAGAAUAUUGCGUUGAUAGAAUUUAUUUUUAUCGUAAAGUAAUUCCAUAUAAAGAUAUUUUACCACAUACACUUUUUGAAGAAGUUAUGAAAUAUCAUAUGAUACCCGAUUGUCCUCGACCUACCUCAUUAAUGCCGUCAAGAAGAGGCGAUAUUGAAUCUAAUUUAUUACGAACUAAACAUGCAGCAUUAAUUUCUAGUUGGAUAGAUCAUAAUGAUUUUAAUGUAUUUUAUAAUAUAACUACGGUAUUAUGUUCGCAAGCGAUCGGAGCAUGCUUCGGGAGCGGAGAUUUGGUGAUGGGAGGAACACAUUCAAAUUUUAAUGUAGAAUUAGGAUGUUCGUGUAAACGGCAAUCAUACGAAAGACCAUUAAUGAUCUCAAAUCAUGAUAGAUUUCGAGUAGAUGAAUAUGAAGUAUUAAAAGUGAUACCAAGAAUGAAUGAGAUUAGACAAAAUAAUGUAAACAAUAAUAGGUCAUCAUCAGGAUCUAGUUCUAGCAAUAAUUCUAAUCUUAGCGUUCAUAGUACAAGAGGGGGUAGAAGGUUUUCUAUAUUAUUAUCUCAACUUCAUCCUCAAUAA